Messenger RNA from Lactuca saligna, 1188 nucleotides. NCBI's taxonomy places the organism in Eukaryota, Viridiplantae, Streptophyta, Magnoliopsida, Asterales, Asteraceae. The record is from the annotation of a GenBank genome assembly.
AUGAAACAACAAAGUCAUCUUGCUAUCUAUCCAUCAUCUUUGUUCCUAGUAAAUCAAAACUAUCUUACCUGGAGAUGUGCAUUCCUUAUACUCACUCAUAUGAAUUUAGAGAUCCAAGCAAGUGGUCUUGAAGGACCGAUACCUGAAAGUCUUUCAAUCUUGAGCAAUAUGAAAGAACUGCAAAUCAAGGCCACCACCAAUAAGUUUGCUCAUUCAAAUAAACUUGGAGAGGGCGGUUUUGGAUCAGUCUAUAAGGGUACACUGUUAGAUGGAACUCCAAUUGAUGUGAAGCAGCUCUCUUCCAAAUCAAACCAAGGAAACCGUGAAUUUGUGAAUGAAAUAGGCAUGAUGGCUGGUAUACAACACGCUAAUGUUGUAAGGCUACAUGGGUCUUGUGUGGAACGAAACCACCUAGUCCUUGUUUACGAGUACAUGGAGAAUAAUUCUCUACCACAUGCUCUAUUUGGGAAGGCUGAGUUGGAAAUUGAUUGGCCUACAAGACUAAGGAUUUGUGUUGGCAUUGCAAAAGGCUUGACAUUCUUGCACGAUGAAUCGGUGCUCAAAAUGGUUCAUAGGGACAUCAAGGCGACAAAUAUACUCCUGGAUGCUGACCUCACUCUAAAAAUCUCAGAUUUUGGUUUGGCAAAGCUUGAUGAAGAAGAAAACACUCAUAUUACCACAAGAGUUGUUGGAACUAUAGGGUACAUGGCACCAGAAUAUGCAUUAUGGGGCUUCUUAACCUAUAAAGCAUAUGUGUACAGUUUUGGGGUUCUUGCUCUGGAAAUCAUUGCUGGAAAGAACAAUAUGAAAUAUCAGCCAAACGAAGAUUGUUUUUGUCUUCUUGAUCAAGGGAGUUUGAUAGACUUGGUGGACCCAAGAUUGGGUUCUGAAUUCAAUAAAAAAGAAGCAGUGGGGAUGCUUAAAAUUACUCUAUUAUGCACUAAUCAGUCCCGGGGUCUUAGGCCCACCAUGUAUGAAGUAGUGACUAUGCUUGAAGGUCAUACAAAAAUCAAGGAUCCAAAUGUAGAUGUAAUAAUGUAUGAAGAGGAGUUAAGGUUUCAAGAACUUGGAAAGACGUUUGAAGAGAUGCAGUCUCAUGACUCUGAACAAACAGAGAUUUCAAAUAAACCAACAUCUUCCAACUCAAAUGAUCUCUAUCCCGAUAGUCAAAUUUCUGAAACGUUUUGA